GAGGCCUGGUUAGAUUUCGACUCGUCCAGCAGGACAGCAUGGUAGAGGGUUUAUCGACGAGUCCACUAUGGAGAGAUCCCAGUCAUCGAUUCCGGUUCGCUCUGGCGGUUACUUGAUCGCUCGAGCUUGAACACAUGGCCGGAUCUGGAAGCCGUGUUGGCAGCAAUGGUGUCCAAGACCAGACGCUCCUGCCAACGUCUAAAGAAGGCGCAGGAAAGGUGAGGGAGGGAUGGAGGGAGUGCUUUCGUGAUACUCAGGAACGUGGCAUUUUUCAAAGUUGCAACCUCGUUGCGGCCUGUGACGUUUACAAGUGGGAAAUUCGCGAGAAUUCUCACCCCGUUUCAGGGCUUGCCGCGUGUUGCGCAAGCGAGGAAUCGAGCAGCCUGAUUUCCUCUGCGGCCAUGCAGUGCUUCUCUCGCUCUCUACUUCCGCACACCAUUUACGGCAGCUUCUGAUGUCGC
Molecule: messenger RNA, 461 nt
Organism: Marchantia polymorpha subsp. ruderalis
Lineage: Eukaryota; Viridiplantae; Streptophyta; Marchantiopsida; Marchantiales; Marchantiaceae
Source: the annotation of a GenBank genome assembly